Messenger RNA from Sipha flava (yellow sugarcane aphid), 1605 nucleotides. RefSeq names its product Bardet-Biedl syndrome 4 protein homolog (gene BBS4). The coding region runs from base 194 to 1411 and encodes 405 amino acids. Gene Ontology annotation, molecular function: protein binding. Gene Ontology annotation, cellular component: ciliary basal body. The transcript has 10 exons. The record is from RefSeq and is a predicted model, not a curated record. Gene Ontology annotation, biological process: protein localization to cilium; cilium assembly. Lineage: Eukaryota; Metazoa; Arthropoda; Insecta; Hemiptera; Aphididae.
UAAUUAUUUUUUUGAUAUAUUGUUGCUUAGCAACGUUGUACAAGCUAUCAAAACAUUAAGCUUUACUCUAUUAAAACUUAUGUUUGUGUGUUAUCAAAUUUUUAAUGUAUAAAUAUAUAUCGUGAGUAAAAUAUAAUUUUAUUAUCAUUAUUUUGGUACGUGUAUUGAUUAAUGAAUAUUACUGUUGUGUGAAAUGGCAAAUGGAUUAACUUAUAAUACUGCAGAAUCAACGAUGCUAAUUUUCAAUGUUCAGGAAAAAUCUGACUGGAUUAUAUACAACCGUUACGUACAGCGAGAUUUGGAAUUGUGUAAAUUAUUAAUUGAACAAGAGUUGCAAAAUACCAAGGAUAAUAAUGAAUUUGCAUUUUAUAUACUGGGGUUGAUAUAUAGAGAAGAAGGUAAAAUAAAAAAUUCAUAUUGGUGUUUCGACAGAUAUUAUGCUUUAAAUCCAUUCUGUGUAGAAGGAGUCAAACAGAUUGCUCGAUCGUGUUUACUUUUGGGGAGGAAUGACGAAGCCAAGAAAAUGUAUUUAGAAGCUGAAAAAAUGUGCAGAGAGCCAGACACUAAAGUAUAUUACAAUCUUGGUUUAUGCUAUCUGAACUUGGGAGAAUGGGAUAAAUCCAAAGAAUAUUUUAAUCGCACUAUUCAAUUAAGUAGAAAUCAAGACGCGUACGAAAAACUUGCUUCAAUAUUUGUUAUGGAAAAUAAUUUAAAAAAUGCGAUCAGUGUACUGAUAUCAGCGUCGAAGUUGUUUCCAUUCAACACGAAUUUGUCGGUGGACCUGGGCUUAUUGUUUAUGAAACAACGCGAAUACGAUCAAGCUUUUAACGUUCUUGGAAACACACUUUGUCAGGACCCUGAAAAUCCCAAAGCACUCUUAACGCUAGCAGCCGAAAUGCAGAGAAAUUGUGGAUACGACGAGGCAUUGUCUAAGUACACGAGGGCAGUUACCGACUUAUCAGAAUGUUCCGAAGCGUGGAACAACAUCGGAAUGUGUUUCUUUGGCAAACAAAAAUACGUUGCGGCUAUCAGUUGUUUAAAACGUGCUGUCUAUUUGCACCAGUUUAAUUGGAUUGCUUUGUACAAUUUGGGUCUUGUGCAUCUAUAUACCAAACAGUAUGUUUCGGCAUUCUUAUUCCUGUCUACUUCGGCGAAACUUAAUACAAACCAUGCUAGCACCUUUAUGCUCAUUGGACUAGCAUUAAACAAUAUGAACGACACAAGAAAUGCAGAAAAAGCCUAUCGGAAAUCCAUAGAGAUAAAAUCUGACAAUCCAGAAGCUCUAAUAAAUUUGGCAAUUUUAUGCGUCAACCAAGGGAGAAAAGUAGACGCCAAGAAAUAUGUCAAUGCUUUUCAAGAAACAUGUCUGUCCUGCAGUCCGAUUGACAAAGAAGUAGUAUCAUCGAACUAGGAAAACAAGUGUCGGAUGCUUUGGAGGGACAUUGUUUAAUCGACAACGAAACCGCAUUAGAAUGAUGCAAUUUUUUUGAAUUUUCCAAACACAACAAGACAUUCAAACGUGACAAAAACGCUUCAUGCACCGUAUCGGAACAAAAUAAUAUUACCACGUGGAUUUUACAAUAAAAAUAGUUAGACCAGACCUAA